Molecule: messenger RNA, 387 nt
Organism: Sinocyclocheilus rhinocerous
Lineage: Eukaryota; Metazoa; Chordata; Actinopteri; Cypriniformes; Cyprinidae
Product: thyroid transcription factor 1-like
Exons: 2
Source: RefSeq, a predicted model, not a curated record
ACGCCUUUCUCAGUGAGCGAUAUUUUGAGCCCGAUCGAGGAGACCUUCAAGAAGUUUGCAGCCAUGGAGAGCAGCGCGUGCCUGGCGUCUCCUCUGUACAGACAGACUCAGGUGUCUCAGGCGAACCUGCAGCAGCACAGCAUGAGCCAUAACACCUACCACAUGCCGCACUCGCAGUUCUCGCACAGCGCCAUGGGAGGAUACUGCAACGGCACCAUCGGCACCAUGGGAGACCUGCCGUCCUACCAGGAGAGCAUGAGGAACGGCGCGACGGCCACGGCUUGGUACGGCUCGAACCCGGAGCCCAGAUAUCCGACAAUCUCCAGGUUUAUGGGUCCAUCGGCGGGCGUGAACAUGGGAACAUUACCGGGCAUGGAUGCAAGUAAA